AUUAACCAGGGUUGAGCGUGUCUAAUUUUGUCCAUUCUCUUCUCCUUCGCUAUGCCUUCUUCUAUCUCUCUGUUCCUCACAUUCUGUGUCCUUGUAUCUACAGCUAAUCCUGUAUUGGGGUCCUACAAGUCCAUUUUUAGCUUCGGGGACUCGCUCGCUGACACAGGGAAUUCACUCUACUCCGGACAGUAUACUCCGGCCGCCCAGUUACCUUAUGGAGAGACCUACUUCCAUCAAGCUACCGGUCGAGCUUCCGAUGGUCGCCUAGUUAUUGAUUUCAUUGCGCAAUCGUUAGGACUGCCAUUGCUACCUCCUUAUCUAGGAAAAAAUAGUGGCAAGGAUUUACAACAAGGAGUGAAUUUUGCUGUUGGGGGAGCUACAGCUCUAGAUGUUUCUUUCUUCGAUGAUAAACAGAUUGCAUAUAGUACGAAAUACACUCUUGGAGUUCAACUUGGAUGGUUUCAAAAACUUUUGCCUUCCCUUUGUAAUUCAUCUUCAGAUGGUUGCCGCAGGUUCUUCAAUACAUCUUUGUUUGUCGUUGGAGAAAUAGGAGGAAACGACUACAAUUAUGCAUUCAUGGACGGGAGAAGUUCAACGGAAGUUCGCACUUUCGUACCUAAAGUUAUUGAUGCCAUUAGCUCCGCAAUCAAGGUUCUGAUAAAUGAAGGUGCGGUGGCAUUCAUGGUUCCUGGAAACUUACCAAUUGGGUGUUCAACAAUGUAUUUAGGUCUAUAUCCGAACUCUAAGAAAGCAGAUUACGACAACAGUGGUUGUAUUAAGUGGUUAAAUGAUUUCUCCAUUUAUCACAACAGCUUGUUGCAAAAAGAAUUAGAUGUCUUGAGAGAAUUAUAUCCAAAUACCAACAUUAUGUAUGCUGAUUAUUAUAAUGCUGCCAUGAAGUUUUACCAAUCUCCCGAUUCAUUAGGAUUCAAGGGUGGAGCUCUAACGGCAUGUUGUGGGGGAGGUUUAAGUCGAUGCUGUAAUGAUCCAUCAACAUAUGUGAAUUGGGAUGGAAUUCAUUUUACUGAAGCUGCAUACAAAGUUAUAGCUAUUGCUUUGUUACUGGAUCAUCAACAGUCCUUUCCCGAUGCCCGUAACAUUAGCGAGGCCAGCCCUUACAAACCACAAGCAAGUGACGGCUUGCCGCCUAAUAGUGCAGGGGCAAGCACAACCUUCUUUUUCAUAUGGACAUUUUUGAUUCUCAGCUUUUUUUGCAGUUUAUUCAGAUAAUUUUUAUUUUUA
Papaver somniferum (opium poppy) is the source of this 1242-nucleotide messenger RNA. Its product is annotated as GDSL esterase/lipase At1g28570-like. The transcript has 5 exons. Gene Ontology annotation, molecular function: hydrolase activity, acting on ester bonds. The coding region runs from base 52 to 1230 and encodes 392 amino acids. Lineage: Eukaryota; Viridiplantae; Streptophyta; Magnoliopsida; Ranunculales; Papaveraceae. The record is from RefSeq and is a predicted model, not a curated record.